Messenger RNA from Myotis brandtii (Brandt's bat), 2152 nucleotides. RefSeq names its product growth factor independent 1B transcription repressor (gene GFI1B). The coding region runs from base 536 to 1510 and encodes 324 amino acids. The transcript is spliced from 7 exons. Gene Ontology annotation, molecular function: RNA polymerase II cis-regulatory region sequence-specific DNA binding; DNA-binding transcription factor activity. NCBI's taxonomy places the organism in Eukaryota, Metazoa, Chordata, Mammalia, Chiroptera, Vespertilionidae. Gene Ontology annotation, biological process: regulation of transcription by RNA polymerase II. The record is from RefSeq and is a predicted model, not a curated record.
GGAGACCCUGCCUCCCUUCUCUGCUCCGGGCGCUCGGGGCUCGGGGUGUGCGGCGGCAGCAGGCCGGCCUGGGUGCUCUAGAGGUUGGUGUGCUCAUUUCCUGCAUUAGGACUGAUAGUUGCCAUAACCAAGUGCCACAAACCAGGUGGCUUAAAACAGCAGGACGGUAUUCUCCCAGGUUCUGACGUCUGCAGAACCAGAACCCAGGCGCCAGCAAGGCUGGUUCCCGCCGUGGGUUCCCAGGGAGUGUGUCUCGAGCCUCUCUGGGGGCCACCAGGACUCCUUGGCUUGUGGCCGCAUCACUCCAAUCCCUGCCUCCGCCUCCACACGGCGGCCCCAAUCCAGUUCAACCUCUAAUGUGGUCACAUCUGCAAAGACCCUACUUCUAAAAAAGGUCACGUUCACAGGGUCCGGGUGAACAAGAACUUUUGGGGGACACUGUUCAACCCAGGACAGUGGGUUCUGACUUCAGGGGGAGGCUGUCCUCCUCACCGCGCUCACCUCUCCCCUGGCAGGUGCGGGGCGCACGCCGACCAUGCCUCGCUCCUUCCUGGUGAAGAGCAAGAAGGCUCACACCUACCACCAGCCCCGCGUCCAGGACGAUGAACCAUUCUGGCCUCCCGUCCUGAGCCCGGGAGAGCUCAGCGUGGAGCUGAGCUGGACCAGGAUGGCCUCGGCACCAGGGGGUCCUGCUGGGACGUCCCAACCCCGGGACAGGGACUCGCCAGCCUCCAACUCCCCACCGCUCUACAAGCCCAGCUUCUGCUGGGACGCCCUGGCCUCGGCCUACAGCCACAGCUACCGGCAGGCCCCCUCCACCAUGCAGUCCGCCUUCCUGGAGCGCUCCGUCAGCCUGUACGGCAGCCCCCUGGUGCCCAGCACCGAGCCGUGGGAUCGGGGCCUCACAACCUUGUCCUCGUCACCAGUCCUUGAGCCCUACAGGAAACCCAACCACACCCAGGUCUUCUCCACCCCACACGGGCUUGAGGUGCACGCCCGUCGCUCCCACAGCGGGACCCGGCCCUUCGCCUGUGACGUCUGCGGCAAGACCUUCGGCCACGUGGUCAGCCUGGAGCAGCACACGCACAUCCACUCGCAGGGGAUCCCGGCCGGGUCCAGUCCUGCGCCGGCGCCUGACCCCCCAGGGCCUCGUUUCCCCCGGCAGGAGCGCAGCUUCGAGUGCCAGAUGUGCGGCAAAGCCUUCAAGCGCUCGUCCACCCUGUCCACCCACCUGCUCAUCCACUCGGACACGCGGCCCUACCCCUGCCAGUUCUGCGGCAAGCGCUUCCACCAGAAGUCGGACAUGAAGAAGCACACCUACAUCCACACGGGUGAGAAGCCACACAAGUGCCAGGUGUGCGGAAAGGCCUUCAGCCAGAGCUCCAACCUCAUCACCCACAGCCGGAAGCACACGGGCUUCAAGCCCUUCAGCUGCGAGCUCUGCGCCAAGGGCUUCCAGCGCAAGGUGGACCUGCGGCGGCACCGCGAGAGCCAGCACAACCUCAAGUGAGGCUGUGCCCCUCCCAGCCCCGACCAGCCCGUCCUGUCCUGCUGUCCCGUCACCCGGAGGGAGGCCAGCCUCGUGCGCCCAGAUCCCCAGUCUCCCGGGGGCAACACUGGAUGGGAGUCUUGCAGCUUGUUUUGAGACUCAGGAAACUGCUGUGUGACUUUGGGCAAAUCGCUUUCCCUCUCUGGACCCAUAGUUCUCCUGCUGUAAAGUGUGGGAGCUGGGUUGGGUCUUUUCUGAGCUGAAGGUAUAAUAACUUGGGUGCCUUCCCCAGGGCAGAGCCCAGAAGGCCAGAGCAGCCCCACGUGGACCGAGAUGCCACGAUCAGACCAGACCCGCAGAGCCGGGACCCACAGAGAAAUCCUCCCGGUGCCUUCUGCCCACAGCGCUGGGAUCCGGUCCCCUGGGUCUUGAGGGGGCCUCUUUCAGGCGGCCAGAUGGUCAGAGCCACCUCCUGCCCCGGUGGGAUGCCCAGCACCUCUCUGCUUCAGCCAGACCUGCUGGCUACCCCCCACUUCUGACCGGCACUCAGCUGGGCUCUGGUCUGCCCUCAGACCCCCGGGCUGGAGAAACCAGCAGUUAUUGCUGUCAAAAGCCUGUUCCCCUCAACCGCUGUACAUGGAAAUAAAGACACAGAUUUAUUUA